GGCCCGCUAUACAGAUGGGACCCUGACGCGCCCGCUACACAGAUGGCGCGCUAUACAGAUGGGGACCAGGCCCGCUAUACAGAUGGGACCCUGACGCGCCCGCUACACAGAUGGCACGCUAUACAGAUGGGGACCUGGCCCGCUACACAGAUGGCACGCUAUACAGAUGGGGACCCGGCCCGCUACACAGAUGGCACGCUAUACAGAUGGGGACCCGGCCCGCUACACAGAUGGCACGCUAUACAGAUGGGGACCCGGCCCGCUACACAGAUGGCACGCUAUACAGAUGGGGACCCGGCCCGCUACACAGAUGGCACGCUAUACAGAUGGGGACCCGGCCCGCUACACAGAUGGCACGCUAUACAGAUGGGACCCCGAUGCGCUACACAGAUGGGGAUGGGGGGCCAGCCCGCUACACAGAUGGGGACCCCGCACGCUACACAGAUGGGGACCAUGGCACACUAUACAGAUGGGUGUAA
Messenger RNA from Pelobates cultripes (western spadefoot toad), 479 nucleotides. Lineage: Eukaryota; Metazoa; Chordata; Amphibia; Anura; Pelobatidae. The record is from the annotation of a GenBank genome assembly.